Molecule: messenger RNA, 3316 nt
Organism: Xiphophorus maculatus (southern platyfish)
Lineage: Eukaryota; Metazoa; Chordata; Actinopteri; Cyprinodontiformes; Poeciliidae
Gene: evi2b
Product: ecotropic viral integration site 2B
Exons: 2
Coding region: 351-1358 (335 amino acids)
Source: RefSeq, a predicted model, not a curated record
CAGAAUUUAGCUUCUAAAUUUGAAGUUUUGUCUUAGAUGAAAUGACACAACUUUUGUCUUACAUCAACUUUACAUCUAUCUAGUGUUUAGCAAAAUAGUUGGAGAGCACACAUGGUUGUCAGUUUGAAAUGUCUCAUUUCCUGUCAGUGAGGAAAGCGUUGGUUUCAACAUCUCAAAAAGGUGGGGUUAUUUUCUGCUCUUAGUUCCUGCUUUUUUCAGUCAACAUUAUAUGUUAAGCCUAACAGGUUAAUAUUCGAACUAUUAAUACAUCUUGACAACAAACCCGGGUUAUCCUUGUAGAGUCACAGUGUGAAGCACCAGGGGCGUGUAACAGAAGAUCCGAGGCCAAAAUGACCAGCUUUACCUUCAUUCUUUUUCUGCCAAUGGCAGCAAUCAGCACAGUAAAAUCUGAGCUGCAAAUCAUCACCACAGAUGUGACAACAGGCAAAAUGACCCAAAACACCCAGUUGGCAACACGACAGCCAUCAACUUUAGAACAGCUGUCAGAAAUCCCGUCCGUCAACACUACAACAACUACCAGUGUUGAUGGGAAAACACCAGAGGACCCAAGAAUCUCUACUCCUUCACUGCACACAAGUCAGAUGACGCUUCCAGGAAUACUUUCAGUAAAUACUGAGAGAGCAUCAACUCCCACCAGUUCAUCAAAUACACCAACUGUUAAGUCUAACGUUCAGAAAUCCAUAACAACGAUUCUGACUAGUCAGACAAGCCAGCGAAUCAACAAUUCAACAGCACCCCCGAUGCUAAGCAACAUUACACAAAACCGCGGCACACAGAGAAUAUCAGCCUCACAGACCAAGUUAAAUGAAGUGACCUCCUCAUUUAUACCUUCAUCCACAUUGAUGGCCAUUCAUACGAAAACCACAUCUAUCAAGUCUGAAGAAAGAAAAUCUAAAAGUACCAAGCGAGUUCCAGGUGGUGACACAUCCCAACCCUCCACCUCAGAGACGUCAAUCAUUGACAAGGCAGAGAAAAAAGGUUCACAAGACAGCAAAGUUGUGGCAGCAAUAAUAGGUUCAAUGCUGUCACUGAUGAUUGUGGGAUUUCUGCUCAUAUACAUCCGCAAACAUAGACUUCAGAAGGAGCAGACGACUACUAGCUGGGCAGGUCCUUCGCCACUACUGGAUGGGGAAGCUAACAAUGGCAAUGUGGUAUUGGGAUCAUCCAACCGAAUUUCCCUGACCAGUUUUCUGCCUCAAAGACUUUCAAAGACAUUCUCUUUACUUCCAGAAACAAAUGAGAUGACAGAUAUUACGUCAAGCGCCACAUUAGAAGAAAAACACCAAGGAAGCACCUUUGGUCAAGCUAUCGAUGGAAAUGAUGCACAGGAAAAAUAGUUUGCAGCUGCUGUUCUAGAAGAGAACACUGGAAGUGAAACUGAAGAGAUAGCUGUAAUGUCUGCCACAGAGAUCUCUUUAGUGAACCAGCAGUUGUCCUCAGACACAGUCGUUCUGGUAUUUGGAGUUUUCAGCUUUCGCGGAAAAACAAAAGGUGGCCAUACAUGGUCAUAAGGCCUCUUAUUAAUCUGAAAGCAGUAUGCAGUUAAUGUUCUGUCUGAGACUGGAUUUUGGGGCACUGUGAAAGUUUGUACCGUGUUCCUUAAUCAACAUUAAUACAGCUAUUACCUGGAUCAUUAUGAUCACAUCAGCACACAGAAACUAAACCUACAAAAUCAAAAAAUAUGGCUAUCAGAAAUUAUCUGAAUCUUUUUGUCUUGGGGAAUUUAUUUGGAUAGUACAAAAUGCAACUCCGUAUGUUUAGAUCUAUCUUGCACUUUAAUGAAAAGCAGAAGGAAGUGUUGUAAGAGGAACACACAGCAAGAUACAAUGUUGCCGACAUGCCACAUGCUUGAUUUGCUCUCCACACAGUAAUACAGAAUGCACUGUGAACAAAAGAUCUUCAGAACACAUUCAUGAGACCAUAUGCAAGGAAAUAUAAACUCAAUAAGCAGGAUAUCACAAACGAGUUUAGAUUUUAGGACCUAGAAAACUAAAUAUGGAGUUUUUGAAUCAGGCAUUUCUUCUUUAACCACUUCAAGGUGUUUUAUAAUAAAGUGCAACACAAAUGCUUCUUUGUCAGAGCUCUGUUUAGAGUCCGCUGUGUUUUGAAAUGUUGAAAUGGUUGUUCAAUAUGAUAGAUAGGUGGAUGCUUUAUUUGUCAAUGUGGGAAAAUGAAUGUCCAUCCAUCCAUUAAAUCUGCUCAUAUACAUCCGCAAACAUAGACUUCAGAAGGAGCAGACGACUACUAGCUGGGCAGGUCCUUCGCCACUACUGGAUGGGGAAGCUAACAAUGGCAAUGUGGUAUUGGGAUCAUCCAACCGAAUUUCCCUGACCAGUUUUCACGCUUAAAAAAUUAGUUCAGGCAUGUGUUAGUCCACUUGCUUUGAUCUAUUCAAUUCUAUGAAAAAGAGAAAGAUGGAUAAUUUAUAAGGUGGGUUAUCUAGAGCACACAAACUUAUUUUUUAAAAAGUGAAACCUGAUCAAAUUUAUGGAUUGUAUUCAAUUCAAAAAUGGUCAAAUUAUGUAUGGAGCAAAACAACAGUUGGCAGAAAAUAAUAACAAAAAACUUCUCCCAAAGAAGAGGCUUAGGGGAGAAGAAAAUUUUAGAAAACAAGAUUACAUUUUGUUUAAUUUAAUUUUGUUUAAGGAAACAAAGCAUGGACAAAAAUUAUAAUAAUUUGCAACAGUACUUUACGCUGUGUAAAUUUCAAUACACUUUUAAAAACGACUAGUGCAAAUACAUAUGAAUGAAAGCGUUUUAGGUGCAAAAUGGGCUUCCAUUGGCAUGUUGUUGGGUGAUUUUAAAUGAGUGCAUGUGUUAUGUAUGUAUAUCGCAUUAUAAAGAACAGAAAAUAGUUUUUGGUUGUUUUGAAGUUGUACUGCCAUCUCACAGGAGUAUGUUGAUUAUGCAGAUGCUGUAGACUAGAGUCUAAUGAAGUAUUUGUGUAAAUAAUUUCUUUGAAAGUGUAAAGUGAAUAUUUGUGACAUGGAGAUCAAAUUGCAUGAAAACAUAUUUAUAGCUUGGGAAGUAUUUGGAUCCUUUAUUCAAGACUGAAAUGGACAAGAAACUGGAUGAGUUAGUUGGAGCUAAGAUUUAAUAAACGUUGGUGUUUUCCUAUGCCUUUUCAAACCAAGUGUUAAAGUUUAAUUUCUGUAUUUGGUUACUAUUCCUAUUUGUUUGUCAUUAUUUCUCUAAGUUGACAUUUGUUUUUAAUGUUGGAAAUAAAAUGACGUUAUCAUCGUCAUCCUUUUUCUUUCUUCUUACUGUUGGAAUUCUGGUCAAGAACGAAACAUCG